Caenorhabditis elegans is the source of this 1425-nucleotide messenger RNA. RefSeq names its product CRAL-TRIO domain-containing protein (gene F18A11.2). The transcript has 5 exons. The coding region runs from base 77 to 1243 and encodes 388 amino acids. The record is from RefSeq and is marked reviewed. Lineage: Eukaryota; Metazoa; Nematoda; Chromadorea; Rhabditida; Rhabditidae.
ACGCGCAGAUCGAAAUCUAUAGAAGGCAUCGGUGUAUGUUGAAGAAUUCAGUUUGCACUUGAACAUCCCUUGACAAAUGUCGCCAAAUCCUGUAGAAAAAGCGGCUAUUCUACGUAUCAUUGACUCAAUUGACGCUCGUGACGACGACUAUUGUGCUCAUGAAUUCAACGUGUACAGAUGGCUGGUCGCCUACGGAAAUGAGGAGGAGGAGGCAGCCAAGGCUCUGAAACGUCAUCUAAAUAUUCGCAAAACCAUCGACCUAAACUCCUAUUCCAGUAAAACUGAACUGGAAGAAGAUGAGCUGAACAAAUACGUCCCAAUUGAUGUAAUUGGGCAGAACCAUCAAGAUGAUAAUAAGGUGUUAAUGUUUGAAAGAACUGGAAAAAUCGAUAUAAGUGGUCUAGUGGACAACGUUUUGAUGCACAAAUUCAUGCAAAUCAAGCUGAAGAUGAUGGAGGGUGUCCAUCAAAAAGUGGUGGCCGCCGAAAGAAAGACGGGACGUCAAAGUGGUGGUCUUUUUAUUAUGGACUUGGAUGGAAUUUCGUUCAGCCCGAAGCUUAUUUCAGUGUUGACAGGGCCCUAUCGUAUCAUGUGGGGAACACUAUUCGACCAUUACCCACAGCUUCUUCAAAAAAUUAUAAUCGUCAAUGCUCCGUCAUUUGUGAAUGUGCUCCAUCAAGCCUGCUCUCCAUUUCUACCAGAAGACUAUAAGGAGAAAAUUGUGAUUACAUCUGAGCCAGCGAUCGGUGCGAUUCAAAAGCACGCUGAUAAAUGUUUCCUUCCUUCUGAUCUAGGAGGAGAUCUUGAAAAAACCACUUCCCUCCCGAUGGCACCCUUUCCCAAAAUGAAUAAAAAAUAUGAGAAGGAAAAAGAAAAAGUGAGCCUAUUGGCGAUUAGUGUUCCAGCUGGGAAGUAUACAGUUCAAAAGUUUUCAUGGAAAAAGGGAGAUGAGGUCGAGUUCUUUUUGCACAAUGAGAGCUCUUUCCAUUAUUUUAUGUUCCAUUCGGAGGAAGAUACGAAAGACAUGGACCUUUGGCGGGAAAUGACCGUUGGAUGCGAACGCCCCGCGUUGUCUCAAAUUGAUUCUUGGAAGUAUACAGUGCCAAUUGACGGCUUCUACUUCAUUCGCUACGGCAACCACAAUUCCUGGUAUUUCUCUACAACAGUCAAUGUGAAUCACUUUAUUUCCAACGAAAAUGGCGAGAGAAUCGAGUUGGUUCCAAUAGAGACAUUUAAUAUUUAAGUAGAAAUCAGGAAUCACAGACUUUCGAGAAAAAAUAAUUUAAUUGAAUUUUUUAUUGAUCCUUCUUCGUUUCCACAGUUUCCACAGUGGCUUCAGUUGUGUUUGCGCAGCAUGGUGCGUCUGAAUUUUUUUUUUUUUUAAUUUUAUUUAUAAGUUUUUAAAUUCAAAUAAAUACCUUUUUU